This is a messenger RNA of Poecilia latipinna (sailfin molly), 2280 nucleotides long. RefSeq names its product N-terminal EF-hand calcium binding protein 3 (gene necab3). Gene Ontology annotation, cellular component: cytoplasm; Golgi cis cisterna; endoplasmic reticulum. The record is from RefSeq and is a predicted model, not a curated record. Gene Ontology annotation, molecular function: calcium ion binding. NCBI's taxonomy places the organism in Eukaryota, Metazoa, Chordata, Actinopteri, Cyprinodontiformes, Poeciliidae. Bases 173 to 1258 code for a protein of 361 amino acids. The transcript has 13 exons. Gene Ontology annotation, biological process: regulation of amyloid precursor protein biosynthetic process.
CAUCUCAAAGUUGCAGAGCAUCCUUUAAUCCCCGCCUGCCUCUCUGUCUGACUCCUCUCUUACCUGCCCGUUCUGCCGCCGCUGCAUCUCCUCCCCUUCUCUCCAGCCUGCGAGACUUUUUUACUGAAGCCUUCACCCCGAUAAAGAAGUGCGGCUCGAAGCGUUUGGAAAGAUGUUAGCUUGCGCCGAGAUGAUCACUAUGUGCCUGCAGUCGGCCAAACAGAAGCAUCUUCGGGCUCAGCAGCAACAGCAGCCGCUGCACAGCUCCGGACAGGGGCUUACUAUCUUUCACGAUAUUUUCCGCAGAGCUGACAAAAAUGAUGACGGCAAGUUGUCAUUUGAGGAGUUCAAUGCUUACUUUGCGGAUGGGAUCCUGACAACCGAAGAGCUUCAGGAACUUUUUUACUCCAUAGACGGACGGCAGAAUAACAAUCUGGACACCGACAAGUUAUCAGAUUAUUUUUCUGAGCACCUCGGAGAAUAUGUAAAUGUUCUCUCAGCUCUGGAGAGCCUGAACAUUGCCAUUUUAAAAGCAAUGGAUAAAACUAAAGAGGAGUACCAAGGUGCCAGUGUGUUGGGUCAGUUCGUCACCAGGUUCAUGCUAAGAGAGACAUCCAGUCAGCUGUUGUCCCUGCAGAGCUCCCUUCAGUGUGCCAUGGAGGCUGUGGAGGAGCAGAGCAGCCCCGCUCCGAGGGAGGUAAAGGCUCCCGAGCUGACAGCGGUACAGAAAAAUGGCAGGCGGUGUGGUCGUAGGGUCCAUAACAACCUGUGUGUGUCUUCGUCUGAUCCCUGCACUGGGACGCCAAACACAGGUGUCAACAUAGAAGAUGAAGAAAACUGGUGCUCUCAGGUCAACCGACUGCAGCAACUUUUGGAUAAACUGGAGUGUCAGGGUCCCAAGUUGGAGCCGCUUAAGGAGGAUUCGCUCGCCAGCACGUACAAGUCUAACAUCCUGCUGGUUCAGAGGCAGAUGUCCGUCGUAGACGAUGAACUAGAUAACUUCCGGAAAGUUCUCAACAGCUACAUCGAUGCCACUUCAGCUCACUCUGACAACUUGCAUGUGUCUGUUCAGAAGCUUCCGGGAAAGUCGUGUUACAUAAUGUAUGAGUUCUGGCAAGACCGCAUCUCCUGGAUGAGCUAUCUUCAGACCAACAGCAGCAAAGAUUUCCAACGCUGUAUCAUUGACAUGAUGGAGGAUGCUGAGAUGGUUUCUACCAUGUUGCUGCCAGCUUCCUGGUGGAUUAUGACUAACAACUGAAUCUGGAAUGUCACAUCGACUACCUACAUGGUCUCACUGAGAAAGACGCACUGGCACAUCAAUCCCACCUACCCACAUGCACUCUAACACACACGCACAGAGCAAAAGCAUUUUUAUAUUUUAAAGCACAAGAAAAAAAAAACAAACAAAAAAAAACACCCUAUCUGCACAUUUUCGGCUGCUUUCUCUAAUGCUCCAGUCUUCAGCCGUUCAUUAUUUUUGCCACUUACAUCCAAAGGCAUAUCUGCAUUCAGUGGCCUGCAAAGUCAAACGUAACUGGCUCUCUGCAAUUGAAAAGCCAUUUAAUGAUUUCAUAACCCUUCUCCUUUGCCAUAUGGCCACCUUUCUCCUGCAGUGUUUGCCUGAUAUAUUAUUCCAAUCAAGAACAAGCUACAACACAGGGAGAGAUGGAACACUAUUUAGUUUGAAAACCCGUCUUGCAAUGUUAUAUGUAUAUGAAGAUCUUUUUAAACACUGGACACAGAUUUAAUGAAAAACCAGAGAGUAUGUGGGGAUAAAGGACAGUUGUAUCUUUAACAUGCAUGCCGAUGUGGCUUCCUCCCACUGUACAUGAUGUAAGAUAUUGUUGCUCGGUUUGUUGCUUUCAUUUAUCUAACCUGCUGUUAUGUGCACAGAAUGCCAAACAAGCUGUUGAUAUAGCUGCUAUACUCUAUCUACUCCUAACUAUACAAGUGUUCACGUACUCUAUUAGUUAACCUCCAGCUGUCCAUAUGAGUCAUAUUCUAUAUCUUAAAAUGCAAAAAAUAUGUAUUUAAAAAAUGUGCAUAUAAAAGAGAUGAAAUGCAUUGUAUUGUUGAGUUAAAUAAAGCGAUAAAUAUAUCAUGCAUUUAUUUUGAUCAUGCUGGCCCUUACUGUAUCUGUAUAUACAGACUUCUUGAACUGUACUGUAUGAGUCCCCUUUUAUUUGAUUUAGAAAUCUACAGAGUGAAAUGCAACUCUAAUAAAAGUAUUAUAAAAUUUCUAAAUGUUUUCUGAAAAGAAUUAAAAAGGUUUUCACCCAA